UUGUUGGUGCUUUUUUAGAAGAUGUCCAAUUCAAAUCAAAGACGUUUGACUAGUCUUUGAAAGCUUAUCAUUCCACCUCUUCUAGAUUAAUCAGGGGCAUUUUUGGGUUGAAAUCAGCAGAUGGGUUGAUGUUAUUUCUUGUCAUUGUUUAGGGAGAAGAAAGAGUGAUUGUUUAGGGAGAAGAAAGAGAGAGAAGAGAGAGAAGAGAGAGAGAGGGAUGAAAAUGGAGGCUAACCAGAAGCCCAUAGAGGUGAGGGCCUUGGAGGCUUUGGGGCAAGGCUUUGAUUUGAGCAGUGAUUUCAGGUUGAAGUUUUCCAAAGGGUUGAAUGGAAGUGAUGGGAGGUUGGUGGUGCUAAACGAGGCUAAUAAGAGAGACAUUGUGAUUCCUAGUGGUGGAGGAGUAACAAUUCAUGGAGUUCCUGAGGAUAUUCGAUGCGAUAAAGGGGAUAGAAUCCGGUUCAAAUCCGAUGUUCUUGAGUUCAAUCAGAUGUCUGAGCUACUUAAUCAGAAAUCUUCUGUACAAGGGAAAAUUCCUUCAGGCUAUCUUAAUGCCAUUUUCGAUUUAACUGGAGACUGGCUUCAUGAUGCUGCGGAAGCAAAGUAUCUUGCUUUUGAUGGUUUCUUCAUUUCAUUAUACUAUUUGCACCUAACAGCAUCUCCAUUAAGUUUGCAUAGCAAAGUACAGAAAUCUGUUCCAUCCCGUUGGGAUCCAGCCUCAUUGUCUAGGUUCAUCCAUUCAUACGGGACACACAUAAUAGUAGGCAUGGCUGUUUACGGUCAAGAUUUAGUUUGUGUCAGACAGAAAUCUUCCUCACCAGUUCCUCCAUCUGAUGUUAGAAGACAUCUGGAGGAUCUUGGUGAUUUUCUAUUUUCAGAUGGAAGCCCUACUUUACUGCGGGGAAAAACAAGAGAUGGCAAACAUAAAGUUCCAGAUGUAUUCAACCGUAUUUUGCAGUCGAACACCAUGCAGUUAACCACUAAUUCACAAACAUCAAGCAAGGAUGGUCUUACUAUCGUUUGCUCAAAAAGAGGAGGGGAUGUAUUCUUGAAUAGUCACUCCAAUUGGCUCCAGACGGUGCUUGCUGAACCAGAAGCUAUCCGCUUUAAGUUUGUACCUAUUACUUCUCUUCUUACUGGGAUUCCAGGCAGUGGCUUUCUUAGUCAUGCAAUCAACUUGUAUCUACGUUACAAGCCGGCUCCAGAGGAUUUACAACAUUUCUUGGAGUUCCAAGUUCCUAGGCAAUGGGCACCUAUGUUUUGUGAGCUGCCUCUUUCACAUCGACAGAAAAAGGCUUCGUGUCCUUCCCUGCAAUUCAAUUUAAUGGGCCCUAAGAUUAAUGUUAGCUGUACACAGGUUUCAACUGGUCAAAAGCCAGUUGUUGGCCUACGCCUGUACUUAGAAGGGAAAAGACGAAAUCGGUUAGCCCUACAUGUACAACAUCUCUCAAGCCUUCCAAAUACUAUGGAUGUUUCUGUGGCUAACACCAGCACAACAAGGCCGUGCUGGUGGCGAGGUUCUGAUGACUGUGAGUUGAGUGAACAAUUCUUAGAGCCAAUUAAAUGGAAGAGAUACUCAAAAAUCUGUUCAUCCGUAGUUAAGCAUGACCCCAACUGGUUGAAGGGAGAUUCAAAUGGUGUGUAUAUUGUAACUGGUGCACAGCUCAUUAGCAAAGGGAAAUGGCCCAAGACGGUACUUCACCUUCGUCUGCAUUUUACCUACCUACCCAAUUGUGGAAUCCGGAAGACUGAGUGGGCUGCUGCGCCAGAGGCUUCACACAAAUCAAGUUUCCUUACGAAUCUGAGUACAACGUUUACAUUCACUCAGCGAACAGUAACUGAUCAGCAAAAGCAGGCGCCAGCUGCACUUAAUUCAGGUGUGUAUCCAGAAGGACCACCAAUGCUAGAUGGCUCAGCAAAGCUGCUUAAAUUUGUAGAAACAGCUGAGGUUGUUCGUGGCCCACAUGAUGCUCCUGGACAUUGGUUAGUAACAGCUGCUAAACUAGUAAAAGAGGGAGGUAAAAUUGGUUUGAAUGUAAAGUUCGCGUUGUUAGACUAUUGGUGAAUUGCAGUUUGCUUUUGUACAAUUAGAAUGGAGAAAGUAGUAGGUCAAAAUUUCGUUGAUUUUUUUAUUUCAUUUCCACUUUGUUGUAAUUAAUAAAUAUUGUAAGAAUGUAUGUAAUAGGAAGGAGGGGUUACAGAGUAAAA
Molecule: messenger RNA, 2205 nt
Organism: Prunus avium (sweet cherry)
Lineage: Eukaryota; Viridiplantae; Streptophyta; Magnoliopsida; Rosales; Rosaceae
Product: MACPF domain-containing protein At1g14780-like
Biological process (GO): plant-type hypersensitive response; regulation of salicylic acid mediated signaling pathway
Cellular component (GO): plasma membrane
Source: RefSeq, a predicted model, not a curated record